Messenger RNA from Miniopterus natalensis, 5944 nucleotides. NCBI's taxonomy places the organism in Eukaryota, Metazoa, Chordata, Mammalia, Chiroptera, Miniopteridae. The record is from RefSeq and is a predicted model, not a curated record.
GAACUAUGGAGGCCGCGCCCGGGACCCCCCCGCCGCCGCCAUCAGAAUCGCCGCCGCCGCCAUCGCCGCCAUCAACGCCUUCGCCUCCUCCGUGUUCCCCCGACGCCUGCCCGGCCACCCCGCACCUCCUCCACCGCCUCCCGCUCCCUGACGACAGGGAAGAUGGUGAGUUGGAAGAAGGUGAACUGGAAGAUGAUGGGGCAGAGGAGACCCAGGACACCUCCGGAGGGCCUGAGAGGAGCAGGAAAGAAAAGGGGGAGAAGCACCACAGUGAUUCAGACGAGGAGAAGUCUCACAGGAGACUGAAGCGGAAGCGGAAGAAAGAGCGGGAGAAAGAGAAGAGGAGAUCGAAGAAGAGGAGGAAAUCUAAACACAAGCGCCAUGCGUCCUCCAGCGAUGACUUCUCCGACUUCUCUGAUGACUCUGAUUUCAGCCCCAGUGAGAAGGGGCACCGCAAGUACAGAGAGUACAGCCCCCCGUACGCACCGUCCCACCAGCAGUACCCCCCAUCGCACAGCACAUCCCUGCCCAAGAAGUCCUACUCCAAGAUGGACAGCAAAGGCUAUGGCAUGUAUGACGACUACGAGAACGAGCAGUACGGGGAGUAUGAGGGCGACGAGGAGGAGGACAUGGGCAAGGAGGACUACGACGACUUCGCCAAAGAGCUGAACCAGUAUCGGCGUGCCAAGGAGGGCAGCAGCCGGGGCCGAGGCAGCCGAGGCCGUGGCAGGGGCUACCGGGGCCGAGGAAGCCGCGGAGGGUCUCGAGGCCGAGGCAUGGGCCGGGGCAGCCGAGGCAGGGGCAGAGGCUCCAUGGGAGACCACCCAGAGGACGAAGAUGACUUUUAUGAGGAUGAGAUGGAUUAUGGAGAGUGUGAGGAACCAAUGGGAGAUGACGAUUAUGACGACUAUUCUAAGGAGCUGAACCAGUACCGCCGGUCCAAGGAUGGCCGAGGACGAGGGUUAAAUCGGGGCCGUGGCCGGGGUUCCCGUGGUCGAGGCAAAGGGAUGGGCCGGGGCCGUGGUCGAGGUGGUAGCCGAGGAGGAAUGAACAAGGGUGGAAUGAACGAUGACGAAGACUUCUAUGAUGAUGACAUGGGCGAUGGAGGUGGAAGCUACCGGAGGAGCGACCAUGACAAGCCCCACCAGCAGUCCGACAAGAAAGGCAAAGUCAUCUGCAAAUACUUCGUGGAGGGGCGGUGCACGUGGGGAGACCACUGUAAUUUUAGCCAUGACAUUGAGCUACCAAAGAAGCGAGAACUGUGCAAGUUUUACAUCACCGGAUUUUGUGCCAGAGCUGAGAACUGCCCCUACAUGCAUGGUGAUUUUCCGUGUAAGUUAUACCACACAACUGGGAACUGCAUCAAUGGUGACGACUGCAUGUUCUCCCACGACCCUCUGACCGAGGAGACAAGAGAACUCUUGGAUAAGAUGUUGGCUGAUGAUGCAGAAGCAGGUGCUGAGGAUGAAAAGGAAGUUGAAGAACUAAAGAAGCAGGGCAUCAACCCUCUGCCCAAGCCACCCCCCGGUGUGGGCCUCCUGCCCCCACAGAUGCCCAUGCCAGUGCAUGAGCCGCUGUCCCCACAGCAGCUGCAGCAGCAGCAGGACAUGUACAACAAGAAGAUCCCCUCCUUGUUUGAGAUCGUGGUACGGCCCACAGGACAGCUGGCUGAGAAACUGGGUGUGAGGUUCCCUGGACCUGGAGGACCCCCAGGGCCAAUGGGCCCUGGGCCCAAUAUGGGACCCCCGGGGCCAAUGGGGGGUCCAAUGCAUCCUGACAUGCACCCUGAUAUGCACCCGGACAUGCACCCCGACAUGCACCCGGACAUGCAUCCCGAUAUGCCGAUGGGCCCUGGCAUGAACCCUGGCCCGCCCAUGGGACCUGGUGGACCCCCAAUGAUGCCCUAUGGCCCUGGAGACUCCCCACAUUCUGGAAUGAUGCCCCCCAUCCCACCAGCCCAGAACUUCUAUGAAAACUUUUACCAGCAGCAGGAAGGCAUGGAGAUGGAGCCGGGACUCAUGGGGGACGCAGAGGACUACGGGCACUACGAAGAGCUGCCAGGGGAGCCUGGGGACCACCUCUUCCCCGAGCACCCUCUGGAGCCCGACAGCUUCUCUGAGGGAGGGCCCGCAGGCCGGCCGAAGCCGGGCGCCGGUGUCCCCGACUUCCUGCCCUCAGCCCAGAGGGCCCUGUACCUGAGGAUCCAGCAGAAGCAGCAGGAGGAGGAGGAGAGAGCAAGGAGGCUGGCUGAGAGCAGCAAGCAGGACCGGGAGAAUGAGGAAGGUGACACUGGAAACUGGUACUCAAGCGAUGAGGACGAGGGUGGGAGCAGCGUCACCUCCAUCCUUAAGACCCUGAGGCAGCAGACGUCAAGCCGACCCCAGGCUUCUGUUGGGGAGCUGAGCAGCAGUGGGUUGGGGGAUCCCCGCCUCCAGAAAGGACACCCUACUGGAAGCCGGCUGGCUGACCCCCGCCUCAGCCGGGACCCCAGACUCACCCGCCACGCUGAGGCUUCCAGCGGGUCAGGCCCAGGUGACACGGGACCCUCCGACCCUCGGCUGGCUCGCUCUCUGCCUGCCUCCAAGCCUGAAGGUGGCCUUCAUUCCAGCCCUGGAGGCCCCAGUGGCUCCAAGGUGUCCGGGCUACCCCCUACAGAAGAAGAGGAAGGGGAGCGGGCCCUGCGGGAGAAGGCUGUGAACAUUCCCCUGGACCCCCUCCCUGGGCACCCUCUGCGGGACCCACGAUCUCAGCUGCAGCAGUUCAGCCACAUCAAGAAGGAUGUGACCCUGAGCAAGCCAAGCUUCGCCCGCACUGUGCUCUGGAACCCCGAGGACCUGAUCCCCCUGCCCAUCCCCAAGCAGGACGUUGUGCCCCCCAUCCCCGCUGCCCUGCAGUCCAUGCCUGCCCUGGACCCCAGGCUGCAUCGGACCACCACUGCGGGUCCCCCCAACCCCCGACAGCGCCCAGGUACCUCCACGGACCCCGGCUCAUCUGGCUCUAACCUGCCUGAUUUCGAGCUCCUCUCUCGCAUCCUCAAGACUGUCAAUGCCACUGGCUCCUCCACUGCCCCCAGCCCCAGCGACAAGCCCAGUGACCCCCGGGUGCGGAAGGCCCCCACUGACCCUCGGCUGCAGAAGCCAGCGGACUCUGCUGCCGCCUCCCGUGCUGCCAAGCCUGGCUCUGCAGAAACACCCUCUCCAGCUGCCAGUCCCAGUGGGGAGUCCUCUCCCCCAGCCACCGCCCCCUAUGACCCCCGAGUGCUGGCAGCUGGUGGGCUAGGCCAGGGAAGUGGGAGCGGGCAGAGCAGCGUGCUGAGCGGCAUCAGCCUCUACGACCCCAGGACUCCCAACGCAGGUGGUAAAGCCGCAGAGCCUGCUACUGAUGUGGCUGCCCAGCCUAAGGGCCCCGAGGGCAACGGCAAGAGCUCAGCUGCCAAGGCUAAGGAGCCCCCAUUUGUCCGCAAGUCUGCACUGGAACAGCCUGAAUCAGGGAAGUCCAGUGCGGAUGGCGCCUCAGCCAUAGCCACGGACAGAUACAACAGUUACAACCGGCCCCGGCCCAAGGCUGCUGCUGCCCCAGCCACCGCCACAGGCACCCCACCACCAGAGGGUGCUCCACCCCAGCCUGGCGUGCACAACCUGCCUGUGCCCACCCUCUUUGGGACCGUGAAACAGGCGCCUAAGACGGGUUCCGGUAGCCCGUUUGCUGGCAACAGCCCAGCCCGAGAGGGCGAGCAGGACGCAGGGUCCCUGAAAGAUGUUUUUAAAGGUUUUGACCCCACCGCCUCCCCCUUUUGCCAGUAGUGUUAAGCCGGAGUGGAGCUCUACCUGCACCCCACCUUCCUAGAGCUAUAUUUAAGUGCAGCAUCCAGAGUUGGGAACUUGGGGGGCAGGGGGGCCUGGGUGCUCUUUCUUUGCUUUUUCCCUUUUUUUUUUCUUUUGCUGUCUCUCUCUCUCUCUUCCUUCCCUCCCUUUUAUUUAGUAGUACUUUCUUUUUAAAACAUAUAAAUUGUAUAUAACCAUCUUCAGUUCUGGUCAGUGCUACUGGGCUCCCAGGCUCCCGCUGAGAAAACCUACUUGUGCACGUGAAGAGUUUGCAGGUCGCCAGCUGGUGCUCUGCCUGGCCAGCUCAAUUUUCAGGGACUCCUUGAAGACUGGGGGUCCAGUGGGUUUUCUGGGCACAGCUUGGCCCCUCCUCCUACCCCCCGCCCCCAGGACAAAGGGAAUACAGUAGGUGCUGAGAAGGCACUGAAUACUGCUCACUGUGUUGCAUGAAGAGGCAAGAUGGAGCCAGGACUGUGGCAGGACUCGCUUCAGGGGCCAGUGGGAGUGAAAAAAUAUCCAGAAAAGAAAGGAAAAGCUCUGGGGAGCUGCCCGGACUGGAAGAAACAAAGCCCUUUCCUGCCACUAUCUCAUCUGGAUUCGCACCACCCUCUGUCCAGAGUUCACCUUUGACCCCUCAUCAAAGACUCCAGGGUGAGAGAUGGACCUGGAGGUGGCAGGGCUGGUGUGGGGCGGGUUCCCCAAGCUGCUUCCUGGAGGCAGCACCGCAGAUCGCCUGUUUUCCGUCAGUAUUAGCUCUUGUCCUGUUGUGGCCAUGCCCUUCUCCCCUCAUGCCAGGGGCUGUCCUGCUCCUCAGAAGCCAGAACACCCAGCAUGCUGGCCCUGGCGCCCCUGGGGACAGCUCAAGGAUCCGUGGCAUGGCCACCCCACCAGGCUCCCAACAGAGGAGCCCUGGCUGGCUCUUGGCAAAGUAUUUCUGCUCUCCGCUUCCUUCGCCCCUCCUUGCACCAUGUCUUUAGGGCCCAUGGUUUCGGUAUGUUUGGUUUUCUUCUAAGCGACAGGUGCACAAGUUCAGAGGCGUGUCAGGGUGUUGGAUUGGUGGGCACUUCCAUAAAAAGGGCCUGGGGGGAGGGCAGGAGAGUAGCCAUUGCAGGAUGGGGGCUCCUGGGCCCUCUCCCCAACCAUGGGGUGUGGAAUUGGAAGCCUGCAUCCUGCUCCCCUCAUCCAGCUGAGCCGGGAAGGGAGCAGAGAUGUGCUCCCCCUUUACCCCAGGACCCCAGCUAAGGUCCAGCCCUGUCCACAGAGCUCCAGAUGAGGUUCACCCCAUUGACAGGGCCUGGGAAACUGGCAGGGCCUGUGCCAGUCCAUGACCUCCUGCCUUUCACCUCAUCCCACUGCCUCAGUCACCUCCCUUAAGGCCCCAUCCCUCCCUUGCUAAUAAUGAGGAAACCUGGUGACCCAGCCGAAGGGUUCCCCCUCCCUGCACCUUGGGGUGGGAGGUGAAUGAGGCUGCUAUACCCUCUCCCCAGACAAAUCUAAUUGAGUUUGGGGCCAGAAGCGAGGGCCGGAGAGGCAGCCCCACAGGGUCAUUGCGCCAUGAUCAGGUUGGUUUGGUUUGUCUUUGUGUCUUUUUUGUUUUGUUUUUUUUUAAACAUUAGCGAGAUUUUUCUUCAGCCAUGUGUUGGCCUUGAGCAGACGACUGCAGCCGGUGGUGUUUGUACAAUAAGUAAGAAUACACAGUGUGGCUGUAGGGUUUUUUUCCUUCUCAGAAUUUUCUUUUGUAAAAGCAAAUUAAAUACUUUUUUAAAACUGAAAUUUGUGGAUGAAAUAGAAGCUGGAGCCCUCUUGGAUAUCCAGCCUAAGAACCUCAUGGGACUAUGAAUUUACCCAAAAUUUUCAUUUGCCAUCAGGCCGAGCUUUUAAAGAAAAAUUGUUCUCUAACCAGGAUUGUAACAAAAGUGUAAAUACUAUUUCAGAAAGUUGAUGGUGCAAAUAUGUAUAUAAUGUACUGUAUUUUUACAAUGAUCGUCGCAUGCCUCUAUUCCACCCCCUUUUUGUACUCUGUAUCUGUCUUCCAGAAACGUCACCUGCCUUUCUCCUGUGGUCUCUUAAUCCAAUAAUUGUAUUACUGCCAUUAAAGGAUGCAGUUAUUUUAAAAAGCC